Messenger RNA from Carlito syrichta (Philippine tarsier), 509 nucleotides. Its product is annotated as hypoxia-inducible factor 1-alpha-like. NCBI's taxonomy places the organism in Eukaryota, Metazoa, Chordata, Mammalia, Primates, Tarsiidae. Gene Ontology annotation, cellular component: nucleus. Gene Ontology annotation, biological process: regulation of DNA-templated transcription. The annotation marks the transcript as partial. Gene Ontology annotation, molecular function: DNA-binding transcription factor activity. The record is from RefSeq and is a predicted model, not a curated record. The transcript is spliced from 2 exons.
GUGGUAUUAUUCAGCACGACUUGAUUUUCUCCCUUCAACAAACAGAAUGUGUCCUUAAACCAGUUGAAACUUCAGAUAUGAAAAUGACUCAGCUAUUCACCAAAGUUGAAUCAGAAGAUACAAGUAGCCUCUUUGAUAAACUUAAGAAGGAACCUGAUGCUUUAACUUUGCUGGCCCCAGCCGCUGGAGACACAAUCAUAUCUUUAGAUUUUGGCAGCAAUGACACAGAAACGGAUGACCAACAACUUGAGGAAGUUCCAUUAUAUAAUGAUGUAAUGCUUCCCUCAUCCAAUGAAAAAUUACAGAAUAUAAAUCUGGCAAUGUCUCCAUUACCUGCCUCUGAAACUCCAAAGCCACUUCGAAGUAGUGCUGACCCUGCACUUAAUCAAGAAGUUGCAUUAAAAUUAGAACCAAAUCCAGAGUCACUGGAUCUUUCCUUUACCAUGCCCCAGAUUCAAGAUCAACCAGCCAGUCCUUCUGAUGGAAGCACUAGACAAAGUUCACCUGAG